ACCGGGACAAUCGCAUCCCGUAGAACUUUUUGCCGCGAAAACGCCGCGUACUUUGACGUUCUUUAUUUUGAAUCGUUCGAAUUUUAGAUCGAUUAAAAAUAGAAGAUAAUUAAUAUUGUUCGAAGUUGUGCUGAUUAAAUAAAAACUUUGUAGUUCCUGAUUUCGUUAUUCUUUUGACAGUUUUAAGUUAAUUUGAAAUUAAUAUUGAGUGAUAGUGAUGUAUUAGUAUAUUAGUUCGAUGUGAUUUAGUGCGUAGUUUAAAACGAAUAAAGAAUAAUGGAAAGAAAAAGGAAAAUGUUACGUCCAACUCUGUUUCGCGGACUGAGUCAAGACUCAGGGUCUGACUCGGCGGCCUACGAACUCGACAGGAGCCGGCGCGCGUCGCUCAGCGCUGAGCAGCGACGACGGCUGAGCAUGCUCAGGACGUCAAGCAUCCCGGCGGCGCUGAGUCCGGUGAGCCACAUUUACCAUUUGGUUCCCUGCCCGAGAAACUGUUGCAAUCAGAAAUACGUGGUCAGCACCGACCGUAGCGGCGAUAUACACGUUCAUGUUCAGGGUGAUCUGAGCCAGCAGGACAAAAGAUGCGUUUUUAUAACCGUCCACGACCUUGGAACUAACCACACCUCCAUGGUGGACUUUGUCAACUGCCCUGCGAUGGCUGAGAUCAAGGAGCGCUCGUGCUUCAUACACGUCGACGUGCCUGGACACGAGGAGAACUCCCCGGAUCUGCCUGAAUCGUACCCAUUCCCCUCACUUCAAACCUUAGGCGAGGAUCUAAUCACAGUCCUGGAUUUCCUCCACGUUCGGUAUGCAGUUGGUCUUGGCGAAGGUGCUGGAGCCAACGUCCUCGCUCGAUGUGGCAUCGCCCACCCUCGUCGUCUCUUGGGCCUUAUCCUGGUGAACUGCACUGGAUCCACGUCAUCAGUAGCAGACGCCUUUCGUACAAGGUUCUCCAGGUGGAGAGGAACAGACAUAUCGCAGUCUGAAGAAGACUUCCUCAUCUACCACAAGUUUGGACACGUGAGUUUUGUGACCGAGCUGCUUGACUCUAGCUAUCAGCAAAUCUCCAGCGAUCCAUGCGAGGCAGGUGAGCGCGAGCGUAUGUUAUCAGAGUAUCGCUCACGGCUUCGCGGCAAUCUUAAUACGCACAACAUCAAGCAGUAUGUGAGGGCCUUCAUACACCGCAAGGACCUGGUGUUGCGAGGAUGCCAGCCCGACAUUCUCCUCAUCACGGGCUUGCUGAGCCCGUACGCCGGUGUGGUGGAGAAGAUGUACAAAGAGCUUGAUAAGGAACGCGUCACCAUUCUCAAAGUUGAUCGUGCGGGAGACGUUCUAUCCGAGGCCCCUGCCAAAGUGGCGCAAUCUCUACUCCUGUUCUGCCAGGGCCAGAGCCAGCUGACGUCACUGCCGCCGCCCGGGGUGGAGCGGCGUAUGUCCCGCGCCAUGUCUAUGGAGGAGUACGACAAGCCAAACAUCCGCCGUCUGUCCCUAACGCCGCACGUCUCCGAGACACCCCUGCCCAGGAAACUGUAGGGUCGAGCCAUUGCCCCGGGAGGGAAACCCAUAGAAAAUGUAAGAACUUGCUGAGGCUUGGAUAGCAGCAGGCGUUACUUGUGGUAUCCCAUGAUAAUCUGUAUAAAAAAAAUACUAAGCGCGUCUCAAUUUGUUUGUAAAAAAGGACCGAUUUCUCUAUUUAUUUUUUAUUUCGUUUGCCUCAAUACUGAGGUGGUAAAAAUAAGAAGAAAAUAACAUAUCUAAAAACUAUUUGAUAUGAAAACUUCCACUACGGAUUACAUAAAGGUAUCUAAUACCUUUAUGUAAUCGUUCUUUAGGUAACGUUCAUCCGGUCAUUACAUUAUAUACAUUACAUUAUAUUACAUUAUAUACAAUUAAAAUUAAACUUUGAUUGAUAUAGUUUAAACUUGUAUGAUUCAAAAUAUAUCUUUAAUGUAUAUAAACCAUGACAUCACACAGAUUGUCCAAAAACCUUAAUUAAAAGUUAUACAAUGGCAAAUUCAGUAAUUCUUCUUCUUUGACUUAACGGUAUGCCCACUAGGGGCAUAUUCUAACUGACUUAAAAAAAUACGAUGCUCAAGACCGGGCAAAGGGGCCGGGUCUUGAGUAUCCAUUUUUUUAAGUCUUUUAAUGGCUCUCAGAUUGGCAUUCACAGUGCCAACUCUGUUGUACAAAAAUCAGGUCUAAAUUGACAGGUCUAAAGGUAUUCUGCACUCUUUACAAUUUUUUCUGUAAAAAAGAAAUUAUAGUAGUAGUAAUCAUAGUAGUAGUUUUACAGCUGUCAAUUUCAUUUCGUGUAGAGAUUUUUGUACAGGAGAUUUGACACUUCUAUCUUUAUAUAUAGCUUGAUAUGAAUUAUAAUAUGUUAUUCAAGUCACAAAUUGUGACUGAUAUUGCAGUGCUCUUGUGGCCCAAAGCUGUAAAACAUAUUUAAGAAUCUUCCCAGAAUCAUUCAAUCUGUUAUAAUCGGUCCAUUCUUUGGUAAGUGGAGAUAACUAUGCCUCACAAGAUACGCAGAAAAACAAAUGGGUCACACAAUUUAAAAUCUGUAUGUCUGUUUGCCUAAGAACUAAGUUAUUAACCUGUAUUAGAGAACCUAUAAGGCCGGCCGCACUACACUAUUGUUUGGAUUGAAACAGUAUAAGAAAAUGAACUGUCUUGUUGGUUUAGUAGUUGGCAUGUUUGACUGCGGAUUACAAGAUCCAAGGUCGAUUUCUGCGAGACAAAUAAUGUCCUGUAUUGAGUUUUUGGGAUUCUAUCAAAGUACUCUCAGUACGGGAGUUCAGAAAUUGGCGAUUUCCACCUUCGUGCCUCGAAGAGCCAUUUGUUCUUUAAAGUCCGCCAAUACGUGGAUCAGCUUGGAGAACAAAGCUUUGAAUCCCUUUUUCCUAUGAGGGAGAAAACCCAACUACCCUAGGAAAUGCCUACCCCAGCUGUGGGAUAUUCAUAGCCUGAGGAUAAUUUAAAAAUUAACCAGUAUCCCGAAUACUUUGGUGAUUGGUUAUUAGGACAGAGACAAAUUAACUUUAUUUUAUAUUGUAAAUAUUGGAAACUAAACUCUCAUUUUCUAUGGCAUUAAAAUAUUAAAUGUGUACAAAUGUAUGAAUUAGUAUUAAUAUUUUAUUGCACACCAAACCAAAGUAAAUUCUUAAAUAGAAAAACAACACAACACAGCGCAUACAAUGACACACAAAAUGUGGUUAGUAAAAUUAUUUUUUUUGAAGUAAAUUAUGAUGUAAUUACUUAAUAAUUAAGCCUCGAUUCUCUUGCACAAUCAAAUUUUAUUGCACUUUUAACAAAAGUUUUUGACGUACAAUUCAUACGCCGUUAUAUUUCUAAUUUCACGUCAAAAAUUGAGGUUAUGACAAUGUAAUAGAAAAUCGAGGAUACACUCAUAAUGGUUUCGAGUUCUGAAAUCGAAAUUGUUCUACUGUGAAUCACAAAAAAUCAAGGUAAAACGGUACUAUAACUACUUACGAAGUAUAAAGAAUUAGUCCUGUAUGUAACUCAAGUUAGUAUCCAAAUGCGACCGGCCUAAUAGCACGACUCAUUCUAAAGUAAAAAAGUGUAGGUUAAGGUAAUUUUGCGCGUUUUCAGAAAAACAGAGAUUUCUGCGGCAACGAUUACAAUUUUUACACUCCUACACCAUUUAAUAUAUUUUUAUGAAAUAUUAAAGAUUUAAGAUGUUAUCUUAUUUGUUAAUAUACUAUGGUGACAAUUCUGUUUUAGUUAAAUGAAUAAGUUAAAUUUUCAUGAAAUCAUUGUCGUCAUGCAAGUCAAUUUAGCGUAGUUUUUAGGAGAUGCAAAAUGGCCUCUUAUCAUUUAAUACGAAAAUCGCUAGAUAAACUAUAUUAAAAUUAAAGAUUUCUUACUAAUAUGAAUGAGUUUAGUGCCUAUUUGAUUUUUCGUAUAGGUAAGAGAGUGUUUUGCGUGUCUUCAGAACUUUGGUAAUUAACUUGUGCGGCUCUUUAAGCUAAUCAACGAUAUAUAAAAUAGUGCUAUCCUGCGAAAAUGACAGCACUAGCUAAACAUGUACAGGUCCAAAGUAGUGCUGUCAUUUUUUAGUUUAAAGAUCUGUGGACAACAGAACGGGCACCACUAUAUAGGUACCUGCCCUAAAUAAUAUAAUCUACUAAAUGUUACACAUUAUUUAAAAGAUAUUAUAAUCUAGAUAUUUAAUAUUAGAUAAAUACCUGGACUUUAUUAUUAUUUCAUUAAACCUAUUGUUUACCUGUUUAAGAUAAAGUUGAAAAACAAUAUAAAUAA
Messenger RNA from Pararge aegeria (speckled wood butterfly), 4281 nucleotides. RefSeq lists its product as uncharacterized. Gene Ontology annotation, cellular component: cytoplasm. Gene Ontology annotation, biological process: signal transduction. Lineage: Eukaryota; Metazoa; Arthropoda; Insecta; Lepidoptera; Nymphalidae. Bases 277 to 1533 code for a protein of 418 amino acids. The record is from RefSeq and is a predicted model, not a curated record. The transcript has 9 exons.